Nothoprocta perdicaria is the source of this 2916-nucleotide messenger RNA. It is a transcript of the gene POLDIP3, whose product is annotated as DNA polymerase delta interacting protein 3. Gene Ontology annotation, biological process: mRNA export from nucleus. Bases 21 to 1283 code for a protein of 420 amino acids. The record is from RefSeq and is a predicted model, not a curated record. Gene Ontology annotation, molecular function: mRNA binding. Lineage: Eukaryota; Metazoa; Chordata; Aves; Tinamiformes; Tinamidae. The transcript has 9 exons. Gene Ontology annotation, cellular component: nucleus.
GCGCUGGGCCCCGCGACAAGAUGGCGGACCUGUCUCUGGACGAGCUCAUACGGAAGCGCGGCGUGACUGUGAAGGGGAGGCUUAACACGAGGCCGGUGUUUGGAGGUGUAAGAUCUCGCAUUGGGAUCCAGCAAAAUCUUCUCAGUAGAUCCUCACCAGCUGUCGGCUUCCAGCGGACAUUUGAUGCCCGACAGAAGAUUGGCCUCACCGAUGCCAGACACAAACUUGGCGUUAAAGAUGCCCGUGAAAAACUGGUUCAAAAAGACGCUCGGUUCAAAAUCAAGGGGAAAGUGCAGGAUGCUCGAGAGAUGCUGAAUUCCCGCAAGCAGCAGAGCGUCGCUGUCGAAAAGGUGACCAAAGUGGUGGAUGCCAGAGAGAAGAUCAGCUUGAAAAGGAGCAUGCCUACUGCUGCUGCUGCUAUCAGCCCAACUAUGGGGACAGUAAAUCCAGCCAUGAAAAUCACCAAAACCAUCCAACAGAAAGCUCCAGUUCCCGGACACUCUCAUCCAGCAGGAAUGCGGAUCAAUGUGGUGAACAACCAUACACACAAGCAGGGUCUGUAUGACAUGGAAGAUGAUGAUGAAAGUGUCUCUCCCCUUCCUAGCAAACAGAUGAAAAUCACCACCACRAACAGUUUCCUGCACAACGCGACUGGGCUGAGUGGCAAUAAAUUCUCUCUGUCCAAGACUGUUCCCCUGACUAAAGUGGUCCAGAAUGAUACUUACACAGCUCCUCCUGCACCUCCCUCCCCCAUGCGGACAAAAGCCUUGACAAACAUGUCCCGGACCUUGGUGACAAAGGAGGAGCCUCCGAAAGAGCCAGCACCUGUUGAGCUGGUGUUCAGUCCUUUGGAAGGCACGAAGAUGACCGUAAACAAUCUGCACCCUCGAGUCACGGAGGAAGACAUUGUUGAGUUAUUCUGCGUGUGUGGUGCUCUGAAGCGAGCCCGGCUCGUGCACCCAGGAGUGGCUGAGGUUGUCUUUGUGAAGAAAGAAGAUGCUAUCACAGCGUAUAAGAAAUACAACAACAGAUGCUUAGAUGGUCAACCGAUGAAAUGCAACCUUCACAUGAAUGGGAAUGUCAUCACCUCAGACCAGCCUAUCUUACUCCGGUUGAGCGACACUCCUUCAGUGAAGAAGGAGGGAGAACCACGCCGGUCAAGUGCGAGCGCCUCUUCGAAUCCCGCUGCCGAGGUGGACCCUGACACCAUCCUGAAGGCWCUCUUCAAAUCCUCAGGGGUCUCUGCCUCUGUGCAGCCCACAGAAUUCAAAAUUAAACUCUGAGAAGGGAAAGCAAGAAAUGGACUGGAAAACUCACUUAAGUCAGAGAAUGAGAAAAGUGCGGGAGUGCAGACGUGGUUUGCAGUUGCCUGCCUGGAAGUUUUGUUUUCUAUGAUCGCUACCUUACUGUACAGUAGUGUUUCCUCUUGUGUGUGUAUUUUCUGUUUUCAUAGUUGGAGUUUUCUUCCACAUUUUUUUUUUUCAAGAGAAUAACUUCCCUCUUUUGCCAGUAAUAUAUUACCAAGCAUAUACGAUGUAAUUCCCUCCUUUACCCCAAAGCCCCUAGUGGCCAUUAAAAGUGCACAUAGACUCUAAGGAAAGGAGUGGUAAUCUCCUUUUCUCUUCUGACCUACCUUUAAACUAAAAGGUGCAUCCUCUUGGUUAUCAACAGACAAGACAACACCUUGUUUCCAGAAUUGCUGCAUCCAGUACAAGGGUAUGGCUCCAUUACAGCAAGUGCCAUCUUGCAUCCCUGACUCAUAUGCAGUCAGUAGCCAACCACUUCAGCUUGGCCUUUGGAUAUCUCUCUGCUCAGAAGCUGUGAUGUGAAGAUACAAGAAAACCUGAGCUCCCCAGUGUGUUUGCGAGCCCAGGGAUGCGCUGGGGAGAAAAGAUGUGUGUACAAGAGCAGCAUCCAUCGCGCUGUGGGAGGGAUAUUUCAACUUUUAAGGCACAGAGGUGAAGAARGACACUGCUGUUUCUAUGAUGAAUAUAUUUACUGUGUAGAGUCAGGCCGAGUUGCUCUCCUCCCUUUUUCUGGACUUAAGAACCAGGACUGCUCAGAGUUAGAGAAAAUCCAGGUGUUUCACUCCCAUUAGCCAGUAUUGCAUCCUYGUGAUAUCUGGAGAGAGUCGUGAAGUACUGUGUUAACUUCCAGCCURCCCCUUCUCCUAGGAAAAGGAAGAAGCUGAGGCCUCUUUCCGGCACUAACACAUCAGGAGGAGUCUCCUGCCCCUAAGGAACCACUUGGGAGAGGUAGUUUGGGUGCUGCUUGGCUGCUGUGCAAGCCUGCUGCUCCCACCUGUGGGCUUGGAGGGUGCCCGCUCCCUCGGUGGCUGCAGCGGGAGGCUUGGGGCAGGGGGAGCAGCCGGCCCUCCAGGGGAGGCAUCGGAGGCUUUGGGCACCGGCGAGUCCCGCGCAGAGCAGAGUGGUGGGAUCCGCCUGCCAGGAGAGCAGGCACCCGCGGGCCGCCCCGGCCGCUAGGUGGCACCUCCAGCACUUCCCGGGUGCCGCCGGUACCRCCACGGAUGCUCCGAGCGCCAUUGGCAGCUCCGAGUGCCACUGGCUGCCUUCGCUUGGAUUAGCUCAACUUGGCCUGUCAGAAGAGAGGAGAGGUAAGAGCCACUUCCAGAGCCUGAGCUUUGAGCUUGAUCCUCCCAGGUAGGAGAGUGACCUGACCCAGUCUGCUCAGCGCUGCUGAACUCGCUGCUCAGCUCGCUGUCACCACCGUAGGCCCAGGCUCCAUUUCUUGGUCAACCCUAUGUUUCUUUUGCCUUCUUGUUCUGUACAAACGCUUUGCUCUGUCUAGCAGGUGCAAACCAUUCCUCUGUUUCACUGUAUCUGAUUUAGCCAGGGAAAUAACUAAGAACUCGGCAGGACUUCUUUUUUUCCCCCAGUCUGCUCUGGUUUGGAAACC